Messenger RNA from Notechis scutatus (mainland tiger snake), 705 nucleotides. The record is from RefSeq and is a predicted model, not a curated record. NCBI's taxonomy places the organism in Eukaryota, Metazoa, Chordata, Lepidosauria, Squamata, Elapidae.
UUUCGCCUUCCGAUUGGAUCCCCCAUUGAAGGUUUGGAGAUGCUUCUCAUCACUUGCUUCAUCUUUGGCCUCUUGGGCAGCCUUGCCUGGGCAGGUCCACAUGCUCGGAGUGUCUGUCCUUCUGGCACCUUUGCCAAUAGAGACAGAAGCCAGUGGUAUUGCUACAAGUUCUAUGAAGAUAUGGCCACCUUUCAAGAAGCUGAGGAAGAGUGUCAGUACAAAUGGAGAGGUCAUUUAGUAUCUUUCACAAGAGACAAGCAGGCAGAAACCGUUGGUGCCUAUAUCAAUAAAGAAAAUACAGAGAAUAACCACGUCUGGAUUGGGCUCCAACGAGAGAAUCUGGCUAGUGCAUGGCGCUGGACUGAUGGAUCACGAUCCAAGUACAGAAAGUUCAACUCGGCACCAUCUCUAGUGGAGUCUUACAAUGAACAUUGCGCUGCCUUCUCUCCUGUAUAUGGGCGCCUGAGUUGGUCUGAGCAGGACUGUAGCAGCAAAUUUCCUUUUCUCUGCAAAUGGAAGCCCUCUUAAGCCGAGUCUGAAGAUGGAGUUAGAGGGCUCCCCAUUGAUUGGAAACCUGAGCUGAGAUCUUUUGGUUCCACCUUCUCCAUGUGCAAAACCUCUUUUCCACAAAGGCCAACUGAAUGCCAAGUAGUUGGUUCCUUGCUUCUCUUCCUCUCUUUCUGAAGAACGUGGCCCUCCCUUGAU